Molecule: messenger RNA, 1834 nt
Organism: Planococcus citri (citrus mealybug)
Lineage: Eukaryota; Metazoa; Arthropoda; Insecta; Hemiptera; Pseudococcidae
Exons: 6
Coding region: 373-1671 (432 amino acids)
Source: RefSeq, a predicted model, not a curated record
ACAUGAUGCCAAAGUGAAAAUUAAAUUUUUUACCAGUUCAAUUUUGCUUCGCAUUCGUUGAUGUUGAAUUCUACAGCUUGUUUUUCGAGCCUGUUGCUGGAUGCUUCAAAAAAAUCCUCUUCUCCGGGUCUCCGGGUUUUCAAGCUAUUUAGCCAGAAGUUGUUCGAACAAAUUUUGGAAGGAUGGUUGGAAGCUAGAAUGUUGAAUAAUUUGAAAUUGUCAAAAACAAUAAUAUGGCCUCAAAUAGAUGAAGUGUCCAAAAUCAUACCAUUGAUUAGCACGCCCACUGUGAUCAACAUAUUUUCCAAAUUUGAGCUUCCUAGGUCAUUCCCAUCACAUUGAAGGAAAGUCUGCAGCCCCUCCAAAUUGAAAAUGGCAAUGGUGCACUGCUUUUUGUUUUUAUUCGUGUUCAGAAUUUUUUGUGCUGGUACUACAAAUGUCGUGGGAAAUGAUGAAGAAUUGUUCAAGAGCCGAGGCAAUGCUGAAUUAUCUCAAAUAGUACAAUCGAUUCAACUUGAAUGUUUCAAUAAAAUUGUAAAAAGGUGUGAACUUGACGAUGAAAAAAAGUAUAUAUUAGAGAUGGCCAUGGAAACCGCUACUACGGAAAUAGUUAUGGAAAUUUCAAAUAAAUUUUCUUCUCUAAAUAGCUCCUUUUCAAAUAAAUUUUCUUCUCUAAAUAGCUUCUAUAAUAGAGUAAUGAACUACUCAAAACGAAUAUCAUGUGGAAAAAAGUUAAGGCAUGAAAUAGAAAUGUUUAAACUUGACGCACUCUGUAUUGAAAAUAUUCUUCAAGUAAUAGGCAACGUGCAUCCGACCUUACAGAAAUUGGUAACUGACAGAUAUAAUAAUCUGAUAACCUGUAUGAGCUCCUUCAAUUCAUACGCAAGUUCGAAAAAAUAUGAAAAAAAUGAUAAGGGCGACAUCACGAAGACUAGCUUCGAUGAAACUCAUUUUAAAAACGGCUGGAAUAUGUUGAAAACUUUGAACCUGGAAGUUCCAAAGGUCCUUAGUGAUAGUGAAACACGGACGAAGUUAAUGACAUCAACUGAACUAAAAAUAAACAAUGUAAUAGAUGCAUUUAUUGGUCUGUACAAAUUAAAAUCAAAUGAAAAUGAGGUAAGGAAAAUGUUUCAGAAGCAAGAACAUCUCUGGAAAGAACUCACACAUGAUUUAAAACAUUUAGUGGCUACCAACAUGAGCACUGAAUUAAUACCGCUAUACGAAAUCGAUAAGAUCUUUGUACCAGAUAAAGAGAAGAUACAUAUAGACAAAAUGGAUUACAUCUAUGGAUUGGUAAUAAGCCGCCAAAUUGCGAACACUCUAUCAUCAACCGUAUUAGACCAAAAGGUCAAGGAAUGUUUGGGAGUUUUCCAUUUCUCUUACUCUUGGAAUAUUAAACCCACAUUACUGGUGUUACAACAGCGCUGGAAUCUGGACAAGUACAAAUGUAUUCACAUUUUCUGCCACGAGUUCAGCAAAUUACAUCAAGCUGUAAGCAGUGACUUGCACAGCCAGCCGAAUAUAUUGGAUGCCCCAGCUGAGUGCGAUCCAUCUGACCAUGAAUUUGAAGACUAUAUAACACGUGUUUGUGGCACAUGUCACCGUGAACAUGCGAUUCUCGUCUCUCAAAUCCUGACUGGUGUAGUAAAGAUUAAGUACCCAAAGACAUAGACAGGUCCUACGACUCCACCAUCUCCACCAACUUCACCUUAAGAAUGAAGAUUGUAGUAAAUAUACCUAAACGUACUGAUCUUAAUUUAAGUAUAGUAGAUAACUUAAUUACAUAUUUAUUUUACUGAGUGAUUGAAUGCAAUACAUUUUCAACUUAUUUUUA